This is a messenger RNA of Aspergillus vadensis CBS 113365, 4684 nucleotides long. Its product is annotated as putative jumonji family transcription factor. NCBI's taxonomy places the organism in Eukaryota, Fungi, Ascomycota, Eurotiomycetes, Eurotiales, Aspergillaceae. The record is from RefSeq and is a predicted model, not a curated record. Gene Ontology annotation, biological process: chromatin remodeling. Gene Ontology annotation, molecular function: histone H3K9 demethylase activity; histone H3K36 demethylase activity. Gene Ontology annotation, cellular component: nucleus. The transcript is spliced from 4 exons. Bases 186 to 4556 code for a protein of 1456 amino acids.
AUUACCAAGAAGGUUCCUGCGCCAUAUUGACCGAUCUACAGCACAAGUCCUUUCCGAACUCUUAACGUCCUCUCCCCCGACCGCUGGGAUUCCCUCUCCUGCCGUCGAUCAGCGGUCGCAUAUUCCGACGACGGCAUCCUUAUCGACUUCCGACCAAUUUCACCCUUCGUUCUUCCCAUCUUGAGAUGAUGGCGGCAGCGCUUGAUCAACCCCUUUUUGACCCGAUCGCCGGCGCUCCGGCGACCGAUGCAGCCUCAAUCACGCCUCCCCAGAGCGUGAACGGCAAGAAAGAGGUUCCCGAUGGAGUUCCGUCAGAGCUCUCCGAUCUCGAGCUCGAUCCCAAUGUCAACGGCGCCCAGGAGAUACCAUCGGUAGAGGCGGACGAUGAGGAGAUCGAGCCGGACCAUUACUACGGCGGCGGCAAGAUUCCGGUGUUCAAGCCGACUAUGGAUCAGUUCCGCGACUUCCAAUCGUUCAUCAACAAGGUCGAGGAGUAUGGCAUGCGCUCUGGAAUCAUCAAAGUUAUUCCUCCUAAAGAAUGGUAUGGCUCGGCGCUUUUGCGGACAGACGCUCAUGGCAGGACGCUAACCGAUGUGACCGACUUUAGGACUGAUUCCCUACCUCCCCUUGAUGAAGCCGUUAAGAAGAUCCGUGUGAAGAACCCGAUUAUGCAGGAAUUCCAUGGCUCGCACGGAACGUACACACAAGCGAACAUCGAGAGACAAAGAUCAUACAAUCUACCCCAGUGGAAAGCAUUGUGUGAGGAAAGCAGUCACCAACCACCUGCGCGAAGAGGUGAACGGCGCCGGAACCAGGACCGAGUGACCCGGGCUCCUUCUGCUCCCAAAACCCAGACCGCUCGAUCGGAUUCUCAGAAACGUCGUGCUGGUCCUGGUCGCCCGCCGAAACGGGCAAACCAGGUAAAGGUCAAGGAAGAACCGCCAGCCGACGAGGGCCUGGACAAGAUCAAGCCGGAAGGCCCGCCAACACCCGUGUCUCCCGAAUCGAACCCCGUCGAGGCGAAAAACGAGGAACUGAGCGACGGCGAAUCCUUGCCCGGCCCGAAGCCCAAAGGACGACAACCCAAGUCUGUCACAUCUCGCAGAAAGCACAACAAGGGCGAUGCGAUCGAUUACGUGGACGAAGAAGCCUUCCAAGACUUUGAUUAUCGCAUCGAUGAUAGCCAGGAUUACACCUACGAAAGAUGCGAGGAGCUUGAGACCAACUACUGGAAAUCCCUGAUGUUCAACAAUCCCAUGUACGGUGCCGAUAUGCCGGGAUCUCUUUUCGAUGAUAACAUUACGACUUCAUGGAAUGUCGCCCGAUUACCCAAUCUGCUGGAUGUCUUGGGACAGAAGGUGCCUGGUGUCAACACGGCGUACCUUUAUCUGGGAAUGUGGAAAGCUACUUUCGCAUGGCACCUGGAGGAUGUGGAUCUCUACAGUAUCAACUAUAUCCACUUCGGUGCUCCCAAGCAGUGGUACAGCAUCUCUCAAGAAGAUGCUCCUCGCUUUGAACAAGCCAUGAAGAGUAUCUGGCAAAGUGACGCCAAGAAUUGCGACCAAUUCCUCCGCCACAAGACCUACCUUGUUUCGCCGAAUCUGCUCAAGUCCCAGUAUGGCAUCACAGUGAACAAGUUAGUGCACUACGAGGGCGAAUUCGUCAUCACCUACCCUUAUGGAUAUCAUUCCGGUUAUAAUUUGGGGUACAAUUGCGCCGAGUCGGUCAACUUCGCAACGGAGAAGUGGCUCGAUUACGGCCGCGUGGCCAAGAAGUGCAACUGUGAGGCCGAUAGUGUCUGGAUCGAUGUUGACGAGAUCGAACGGAAGCUUCGGGGCGAAGCUACUCCGGAGUAUUUCGGCGAAUACGAAAGUGAUCUUGACGAGAUCGAAGGUGCGUCGGAUCUCUUGACGCCUCCCCGCAGUGUUCCAGAAAAGACAUCUACGCGUGGGCGGAAGCGCAAGAAUGAUGGUGAAACCACCAAGGCGAAACGCAUGCGGGUCGCCAUGGAUGUUCCCAGAAAGAUACCAUGUGUCUUGUGUCCCAACAAUCUGGAUUAUGAGGACCUGUUGCCGACCGAAGAUGGCAAGUCCCAUGCCCACCGUCGCUGUGCCUUGUACACCGAAGAGACCUCCAUCCUCCGCGAUGAGUCUGGCAAGGAGGUGGUGUGUGACGUGGAUAAGAUCCCCAAGGCCCGCAUGGGUCUCAAGUGUCUUUUCUGUCGUGAAGUGCGUGGGGCAUGCUUCCAGUGCAACUUUGGCAAGUGUACACGGUCAUACCACGCUACCUGUGCACUUCUGGCGGGUGUGCAGGUGGAGCAGGGUCAGAUCGCCGUGAUUGCGGACGAUGGGAACCAGUACUCGAUCCCCAGCGUGGACCUUAAGUGCAAGUACCAUCGCCAGAAGAAGCCGUCCUGGAUGGCUAGCGGCGAAUCCCCCGACUAUGAUCGCAAGCUCAUUCAGACGGCACGGGGCUUGGUGGCUGGGGAUCUGGUGCAGUUCCAGGCGGACAAGGAAAUUAACGGUGCGAUUGUGCUUCAGAACCGACCGGAGGAACGCACGUUACUGGUCAAGGUGCUGCCACGAGGGGACGUAAUUGAGUUACCGUACCGGUGGAUGCUGGUUGUUCGCAGGAGCAACUUCUCACCGCUGGCUCCAGGUACCAGGCCAUUACCAGCCCACUUGGCCCGCAAACCCGAGGCGCGGAAGGAGUUGGAAUCGGCAGUGCCGGUGGCAGGAAAUCCAUUUGGCGAUGGGCGAUCUCCGUAUCAGUGGGCCGAGUUCGAGACGGUGGACAGCACUAAUCACCCUAACCACCAGUCCGCCCCACCAUCCACGCAGGUCGACCUCAGCAAGAGCGAACAGAUCUGGUAUUACCUGGGCGAAUCCUCCACCGAGUGUAGGGCACAGUAUACGCACAGCCCUAGCGUGCCUAUCCACAACCCGCGCGCGAAUUUCCUGGACAGCGUCAAGUCGCUCGGCGCCGUGAUGGCCCGACUCCCCUCCUCCUACCCCCACCAUCUCGCUCCGCCUCAUCAUUAUGCUGGUGCUGGUGUUGGUGCCCCUCACCCUCAUCUCCUGUCUCCCUUGACCGCCUCUGCUGCUGCUGCCGCCGUUUCUGCUGCUGCCGCCACUACUGCUGCUGCUGCCACGACCACCAACUCCUCCGCCGCCGCCGCUGCUGCUGCUGCCGCAUCCCGCCGCCCUUCCCUGUUGCAGCACGCUCCUCUUGCCCCUCCUCGUCCUGCGCCUCCCACUGCCUCCUCCCCUGCUGCGAUGCCGUCUGCUUACCGAUCCUUGCCAACUCAAUCAGCCCGCCAUGCUCCGUAUCCCCAGGUCACCAAAUCUCAUCAUCAUCAAUCCCUUUCCCGUCCGCAGCAACUUCACAAUCACCUUCACCAUCAACAGCAGCAGCAGCAGACCCCCAAUAAUCUCCCCGCCAAUAAUUUCGCCAAUGUCAGAGAGCUCAUUGCUCGUCGUCGCUUGGCCCAGAUUACCGACCAUGCCAAUGUCUUCGCCGGGUAUACCAUUGUCAGCCCGGAGUUGGUCGUAGAGACCCUCUUGGGCCCAAUGGGCUCGGUACCACCGCCGACCGGGUUGGAGAAAUUGGAACUGGCCAUGGCUCAGCAGCGAGUGCAGCCUCGGGCACCGGAUGGAACAUUGUUGCCGCUGCAACCCCUCAACAUGCGGUCCGAGGAGGUGACACGGUUGUUGCAGAUGCUCCGGUUCUCGCUGGUGAGUCAUCGGGAUCGGCUGGACGUGCUGCAGAAAAAGGAGUCGGAAAACAUCAAGCAAGAGUCCGCCAACGGAGGUAGCCUGGCCGCCACUAAGUUGCCUCGCAAGUAUGCCUACCUUGAGCAGCAACGGGAGCAGGUUCCGACCGUCUACCAGUCCCCAUACGACAUGCCCUCCGGGUUUACGGAGUAUGCUCAGAAGACCUUUGGCCUGACUCCCUGCCAACCCGAACUGCCCAAGCCCUCUUUGGCAAAUGACUACUUUGCCAGCCUCUCCCCAGAGGAUCAGGAAAAGAUUCUGAAGACGUGUGGCAGUUUCGUUCAGCGAGCCAUCGAACGGUCGGCUAGUCACAGCCGCCAAAGCUCCGCCUCCAACCUCCGGCUAGCGUCAGCGCUGGCACAGCAGACCGAGAACCCGACCAUCGACAUCACCACAGUCGAGGACAUGCCAUUCCCCAACCUCGAUUUCCCGCUGCAUGCCGAUUCUCCAUGCUCGAGUUUCAGUCGGUCGCAUCUGCGGUUCCAGUCGCCUAAUGACUUUACCAAUCACGGGACCGAGACCCAUCACGACCACCAUGACCUCUUCGGGGACCAACAAGCCAACACAAGGUUCUGGCAGCAUGGGCCUUGGGCAGCGGGUGAUGGUAACACCCCCAACGAAGAGACCCGGCCGUUCUUUGGACCCCAUGAACGGCUGAAGCAUGACUAUGCUUCCUCAGAUAUCUCUCUGGGCCGUGGUGGCCCGGGUUCUUUGCACUCCGUCGACAUGGCCGGCUUUGGCCUGGAUGGAACGGACGACAUCUGCAACGUUCUGAGCCCAUGAUGCUGGGGGCCGUGCGUGCGUGACCUCAUUGUAUUUGGCGUGCUAUUAUCACUGCAUCAACAUGUAACGACUUAUCUGGAUUGACGACUGCAUGACUGGGCGUUUGCGAAUUGUUUUGCUUGUUUUCA